Messenger RNA from Drosophila subpulchrella, 1803 nucleotides. RefSeq lists its product as uncharacterized. Lineage: Eukaryota; Metazoa; Arthropoda; Insecta; Diptera; Drosophilidae. The coding region runs from base 1 to 1803 and encodes 600 amino acids. The transcript has a single exon. The record is from RefSeq and is a predicted model, not a curated record.
AUGAUCCUUCAACAAUCUUCAAAACUUCUGAUACUUCUGCUAGUUAUUGCUAUCUCUUUUAUAAGGACUCAAGGCCUUAACAGUAUUAUAAACGAGCUAAACAAGCGUCUUCUCAUCUCCACAAACUUUUUGUACUGCAACCGAACAGAUAUACUACAUGAAUACGAGAUCAAGUAUCUCCGACAUAUGCCACCCGUUAACCUGAUGAUCUUCAGCUCAAUUAAAUCCUUUAACGUCACCGAACUUGAGUUUAAUUUAGGAGCUGAUAACAAACUCUUUAUGAUCUUGGGCAAUGAAGAACCACCCUAUGAUUUCUUUCACGCUUUGGACUUGCAUUUUCAACAGGCUGAAUAUAUUUUGAUCAUAGAUGGUCCCGUAUAUCUGAAAAGGGAAACCAAGUGGUUAAAUUUUGUAAGGCACCUGUGGCAGCAAGGUUACGCGAAUUUGCUAUUCUAUACCUCCUAUGAUGAACAACUAUAUCACAAACUCAUAUUUCCCGAGCUGCUGAUAGAGGAAACUUCCAUAAAGCAUUAUAUAUCCAUUAGGGGAUCGUUUAGAAACAUAUAUGGCUAUCCGGUUCGGGUUGCAGCCUACAAUAACGUUCCGCGCUCUAUGCUCUACGAGAAUCGCUGGGGUGAGAGGGUAUUUGCUGGGUUCUACAUGAGGUUUGUACGGGCUUUUAUUGCCUCAAGGAAUGGCAGCUUUGUGCCAGUUCUCACGCCGAGUAAUUCUCCUGGAAAUUGUACAUUACAUUUGCGCAAUGAAUCGGUGGAUGUGUGUGGCGAUGCCCUGGCAGCAAAUCCCGCGGCCUUCAGCUUAACCCAUGGAUUCAGGAUAGCCUCGGCGAAUGUUUUCGUGACCCAUGCAAAACCCCUACACUCCUAUCGAUAUCUAACGGCUCCAUUUCAAUUGAGUGUGUGGCUUUGUUUGGCCGCUUACGUAAUGCUGGUGGUAAACUUUCUGAGCUUAAUACACUGGCUAAGAAGUGGUAAAUGGGACUUUAGCAAACAUCUUCUCGAGGUCUUCAGCUCACUUCUAUUCAGUGGAUUCUACUUAAAAGAGCUUCACGGUAAGGAGAGGUACAUUCUCUUCGGAGUGCUGUUCAUAGCUGGAUUUGUCUACUCCACCGAGUAUCUGGCAUUGCUAAAAAGUAUGUUGAUCUCGGAGGUUUUCGAAAAGCAAAUCGAUACUUUUGAGGCAUUGGUAGAAAGUAAUAUAACCCUAAUGGUGGACCCGUACGAUCAGAUUAUAUUCGCCAAAUACAACAUACCGAAGAUACUUGCUCCCAUUAUGGAACCGGUCAGUUUUAAUACUCUCUUGGAGCAUAGAAAUCGCUUCGAUCAGGAUUAUGCCUAUAUACUGUUCUCGGAUCGAAUGGCCCUAUACGACUAUGCACAGCAGUUCCUGAAGCACCCAAAACUCUUGAGGAUUUCGAUCGACUUUUCGUUCCUUUACACUGGCAUCCCGAUGCGGAAGAGAUGGUUUCUGAAGCACCAUUUGAGCCACGCCUGGUACUGGGCCUUCGAGAGCGGUCUUACAAGGAAACUGGCCUUGGAUGCCGACUACGAGGCGGUUCGCGUGGGCUAUGUAAACUUUCUCAUCACGGAGCAUAUGGAGGCCCAGCCGCUGGAUGUGGAUUAUUUCGUUAUGCCGGCAAUCGCUCUGGCCCUCGGCUACAUCCUGGCCCUUUUGAGUUUUGUCAUCGAGAUGACGGCCUGGCGCAUGAAGGGAUUCCUGGGAUGCAAGAUGAAGAUGGGAACGAGUACCGGUUGCCCAGGAGGCGGUUAUGUUGAUGUCGGUUGA